Molecule: messenger RNA, 6740 nt
Organism: Lepidothrix coronata (blue-crowned manakin)
Lineage: Eukaryota; Metazoa; Chordata; Aves; Passeriformes; Pipridae
Gene: TDRD7
Product: tudor domain containing 7
Biological process (GO): lens fiber cell differentiation; lens morphogenesis in camera-type eye; spermatogenesis
Source: RefSeq, a predicted model, not a curated record
AGGCAGCGCGGAGGGACGGGCGCUGCCUGCCGGCGGGAGGCGGCUCCUGCUCUGGGUCUGCGUGGUGACAGAGCAAGUGUCCCGACCUCAGCGGGUUAGUGACCGCUUUGUGCCUUCGGAAGAGACCUGUGUUUGUAGUCUGCUAAAAGCGCGGCUACCAGGGAGUGCGUGGGAGAGCUGUCUGCACUUCCUUUUUUUUCCUUAGCCCGGCUAAUGAUCCGCAGUGCGGACGCUGCUCUGCACCGGAGCCUGCUCAUCUAUUCUAAGCAAACUGAAAAAAGUUUCGGUUCAGAUGCUGGCAGGGAUGGUUUGAGCGAUGUGCGCUGACUUAGUGGUGAUGAGGCGGCUCGGGCUGUGUUUCCAAUGAAGUGUCCUCCUGUCCGGAGGCAGUGAGCCGCUGGGGGAAUGUCAUAACUGCUGAAUGACAUAAUCCUAAAGCAGCUGACCACAAAAAGGAUUUUUAAAAAGCCUCGGAAACCACUCUGAGCUAUGUAGCUUUGUGUUAAUUUAUCGGUGUUAUCAUUACAAGGAGUAAUGGGUACAGACUUUGAAAGCCUUGCAAGUCCUUCUGUAUUAUUGCGGGGUGGGAGUGGGAAGGUUGUCAGGUGUAAGGUUAAGACUGGAUUGAGUUUAACCUUUGUACCCUAGAAUCUGCCACCUCGUUGAACUAAGGGAAUUGUCCUCAUGACUACUCCUCAUAAUAUAGUUUAGGAGGAUAUAGUUUAUGGUAUGCUGUUUGCUGCUUCUGAUCUAAUUCUCUAUUACUGGUAUACAACUAACCUGUCUGAUAAUGGCAUGAUGUCAUUCCUUCAUGAUCCUACUCCCUUUCUUUUUUUAGUGAACUUUCUUCAUUUGAAUAAAAUUUUGAAACUGCCUUCCCAGGUUAUUGUAAGUUUUCUUCAUUGUCACUCUUUUCCUGAGCAGAAAGUUAAACUCAAGUAGUUUGGGUACGAGGACUUUCAAGAGCCAUGUUAACCAAAUAAGAAUUUGGGUCUGUUAUUUAAAAGGAAGAGUAAAGGCCCUAAAAAAGGUUCUCAACGACUUUUCUGUGUCUUCUGUAUGAAUGUGGCUUGGAAAACAACUGUAGACAGAACUGCAUCAUUUGGUGUAGUUUUCAAUGCUUGACUGUUCGGUUUUUGUAAAUGGUCAGAACUUUAAACCACUUACAGGUUGUCUCACACAUGGCAUCCCCAUGACAAUGAGUGGAUCCAAAGGAGACAUGAACCUCCUGAAUGUUUUUCUUCCAGCAGGUGACAACCACAUCUUCUCACUCUUUGAAGCUCAGUACACCUGCUGCAAAGUCUCUAAAAGGAUGAGAGAAGGAUCCAGGAGCCCAGUGUAGCUUUUGCCCGUAUCCGUGUGGAGGUGUGCAAGUUCAGCGUGUGCUCCUCCUCCUGGGUGCGGUACCGCUGUGCCCGUAGCUGUGCAUGGGAGGAUGUGAGGGCAGGUGUGGCAGAGAUUGUUCCACGGUCAGUCAGUGAAGGACGCUGGACCAGCAAGGGCAGAGUGUUUAAGGAACCGUGCACGUGUGACCACACGUAUAGGCAGUGCUGUGUGUGUAGGUGCAGGUACGUGGGUGUGCCUGUGUGGAAAUAUGAGCGUACACACAGAGGGACACGGUCAGGUAAGUAAAGUGCUGUGUGUGCCUGAAGUAAACCUGUUCAGGGAAAGGUGAAGAAAAGGACUCGAUGCUGUCCUUCCUUGCCCGGCCCCUGAGUUGGGCCGUUGUGAAGUUGGGUGCAGGAAGGGAGCGACUGAAGUGUGUACCUGCAAUGUGCUGAGGUUGAGCUUUUUCUUUUGGACUUGGUGUGUUGCCCCGGGUGAUUUCCUCAGGAAGGGAAGCUGUGAGAGGAGAGGGGCUGCUUCUGCAGAGAGCAGUGCAGCCCAGCCUUUUGCAGAGUCUGGAACGGCGGCGCUGCAGCUGCAGCCGCUGCUGCCAUUGAGGGAGAGCAUCGAUCGUGCAGGUCCGUGGGCAGCAGUUUCUCACCUUGGUGUUCUGGGGAGUGGGGGACUCUGCUGUUGUGCCCUGAGCUGGAACAUCUGGAGGAGAGUGAGGUGAUGGCUGUGCCGGUGUUGCAGACAUUAGUUGGUGGGUGGUGAAGACGAGGUGUUUGAAGCACGUGAGUGUGAUGAGUGUUGGGAUUUGAGCCUGCGUGCAGCACCUGCUUGGAGAGCAGGGUUGUUCCUGUGCUGUGCAAGAGCUCCAUCCAGGUCCGGUCCCCUGCUGUGGGGGGCAGUUCCUGUGGCAGGAGUUGCCCUGUGGCGAGUGAGGGCCUGCAAACAGGACACCUGUGCAGGAGCACUUGUGCCUGGAGCUGCCUGGUAUUCCAUAGCGGGAUGCUCCUGGAAAGCCCCCAGGAGUGUGUGCAGGCCUGUGAGCUGAGGGGGCUGGGAGGGCUUUAGGUAGCACUGGCCCCCACUUUGAACAACCCUCUGCGCUGCCCAGGCUUCCCAGGCAGGAGCCCCUGGCUGGUGGGUUUCUGCUACCAUUUUGUGCAAGGGAACUGCCAUUUUGUCAGUGUUGCAACUCCUGCUUCCUCAUACCAGGAAGUAUUCAGAUAUCAAAAUAUUUUUAUACAACGCAUACAGUAUGUAGAGAGUUAAAAUUUGUGUAUGAAGGAGUGUAUCAGUAUAUAUGUGUAUGUAGAUAUGUUGAUGUGUGUUUCUAGAGGUAUAUAAAUUAAAUAGACUGGUAAAAUGAUAGGCAUAAGGUAGAUAAAGCAGUCUUUCUAAAGAGCUAAUGGAAUGAAUCCUUAGAUGUGAAUGAAAUGUAAUGACGCAAAAGUAAAAGGCAGGUUCAUGCCUCCCACUUUGCGUGGCUGCAGAGAAAGCAUUGACGUGUUGUGGGAGCACCUAAGAAGUGUCCCAGAGAGCUGGGACGUGUCCGAGGGCUAUGGACCACUGUGAGGUGGCCACCAGGCAGGCCUGGGCAAACGCCCUGUCCUGUGUCCAGAAGAGAUCUGUCCCGUGAGCCAGGCUGAGAAGGCUCCAUGCCAGGGCAGAGCCCAAUGGGAUGGUCAUGCAGAGCGUAUCACUGGGGCUGGCUGUGGGCAUCCCAUGGCCCUACCAGAAGUGGGCAACACAGGCUCCAAAAUCAGAAGGCCAGAACCAAAUCCCAGUGUCAGAGGAACAUGUGCCUGGGGACCUCUGUUGGGUUUUCUCUCUGAAGAGCAUCAGUGGAAUCAAGGCAUUGUGCGCCUGUGGGGGUGGUUAUAGGUGAAGAUGCAGGAGCCAGAACUUGUUGUGAAAGCACUGCGAGCUGUUCUUCAUGCCUUUAAAAAUGGUGUACGUUUGUCAGAGCUUCAGAGUGAAUACAGAUCUCUGACCAAUGAGUUGAUUCCCUUCAGGCACCUAGGAUAUGACACACUGGAAGGCUACUUGGAGAGUAUCCCAGGAGUGGUCAGAAUGGAAGAGAACAAAAUGGGAGAGGUCGUUUGCCAUGCUGUGAGUUGCAGUGAAACUGUGCGAGUUGCUCAACUGGUGGCCCGACAGAGGAGUUCCAAGAAGAAAACGGUCCGGCAGGUGAACUGUCAGAUGAGGCUGAAGAACACAUCUCCUGUCAGUUUAUCAGGAAAGCCCAAAGGAACUUUGCGACAGCCCCGGUCUUUGAGUGUGCCAGAAGAAGGCAGCAAGAAGCCUGUUUCUCGCCUGCCCCGAGGCAGAGAAGUGGCAUCUGGAGCUGUGAAACCUGUUGUGGACAGUGCCCGGUCUGCCUUGCCUUCAACUGCUGGGAGUGGAUCACCUAAAGAAAUCCCCAUGCAGAGGCAUGUCACUGUGGUAAACAGGUCUGAGAAGAGACUGACAGUCCCACCACGGUUUCAGAAAGAGUUGCAAGUUCACCUGUCCAGAAGCUCUUCCACAGAAUCAAAUGAUAACUUAAAUACAUCCACUGCAGAGACACAUACUGUUUCCUCUGGCUCUUCUGCUGCUGAUGUCAAUGAACUUCAGAGUCGCAUUAAGGAGCUUCUGAGCAAGUACAGCAGUGGUGUCAAGGUGUCAAAGAUGCCACAGAUCUAUCGGGAAAUGUUCUGGGAGGAUCUUAGCACAGAAGUGCUCCAUCAGCUUGAGAACUGGCCUCAUGUGUGCACAGUGGAGAAAAUACACAGGGGUGAUCAGAUGGAUGAACAUCUUUAUCCUGCAAAGAAAGUACCACCGGCAGCAAAAAGCGAUACCGAUCAAGAAAAGGUAUCUCAGAAUGUUACGUCUUCAAAAGCAGACCCUUUGUUAAAACCGAAUGUGGAGACCACGUCUGCAUCACUGAGCAGCGACUUAAAGCAGAAAGUUGUUAGCAUCUUGCUGAAAUAUUCCAAUGGUCUUUGGGCUCAUGCACUUCCCAAAGUGUACCAAGACACUUACCAAGCAAAAUUUCCAGAAGACGUUCUCAGUAAUCUAGAGUUGCUCUCAGAUGUGUGUACGGUGGAUUAUGUAUCUGAAGUCCCCAGAAGGGCUAUCCUCUAUGCUAAACCCCAAAGAUGCAUUGAUGAAAACCUGAAUGUCACUGAGAAAGUCCAGAGUCGUGAUGGUGUGAAGGCCACAGCUGAGCAACAGGAUGAAGAAUCCAAGGACCAGUAUCCAGAGAACAUAACUGUUCCUUCUCUAAUCAUUCCGUCAGAAGGAUCUGUGUCCAUCGUGGUGUUAGAACUGAAAAACACUAAUGAGGUCCUAAUUAGGUUUGUGGGCAAAGAUUAUUCUUCUGCCCAGGAACAAAUGGAAGAUGAGAUGAAAGCGUACUAUAGUCAGAAUAGUACAGUGUCAGCAGCUCAGUCUCUGAGUGUUGGGCAGCUUGUUGCAGUACAUGCUGGAGAAGACGCCUGGGUGCGUGCUCGGAUAAUUUCUCUAGAAGACAACAGAAUAAAGGUACGCUAUGUUGAUCAUGGCUUCACUGAGUUUGUUGAAAGCAACAGUGUGUACAAACUACAGAAACAGUUCAGUUCGCUUCCUUUUCAAGCUGUAAAGUGUAAACUGGCAGGACUGGAAGCCUUUUGUGAUGAUCCUGUCCUAAUAAAGACUGUGGAAUCACAGACAUGCUUCAAGAUAUUUGCUGUGGAAAUACUGGAAAAAAGUGAUAUUCCUCUUCUUGUUCUCUAUGACACGUCUGGAGAAGAUGAUAUCAACAUCAAUGCUACUUGUCUGAAGGCACUGUAUGACAAGUCCCUUGAACUGCACCUGCAGGUAGAUGCACUAUAUACGAAUGUCAGAGUAACCAGUGUUUUCUCUGAUGGAACCCUGUAUUGCCAAGUGCCAUCCAAAGGCCUGUCUAGACUCUCUGAAAUAUUGCAGAAACUAGAAGACUACUUUGUUUACAAGCAGACUUCCGAGUUCAAUGUGUUGCUGCCUUUCUGUGGCAAAAUCUGCUUGUUUCCUUCCAAAGGAAAAUGGGCACGUGUAGAGAUAAAAAUUAUUCACACUAGACGGGCACUGGAUGUGCAGUUCAUGGAUACUGGAACUGUUGCAACUGUGAAAGUAUCAGAGCUCAGAGAAAUCCCACCACAAUUCCUGAGAGAAGUAAUUGCAAUACCUCCUCAGGCUUUAAAAUGCUGCCUAGCAGAUCUGCCUCCUAACACUGGCAUGUGGACUCCAGAUGCUGUACUGUGGCUGAGAGACACUGUAAUGAAUUGCCCCGAAUUUAGCAUGAAGGUAAUUAAACAGGAUGGUUCAAAGGGAAUUGCACACGUUUACUUAUUCGCUCCGGAGAAUUUCCCAGACAUGGAUCGAAGCAUCAAUAGACAGAUCAAAAAUGCAGACUUGUGGAAGCAUCAGAAAGAUGUUUUCUUGAGCGUUACACCCAGUGGGACUAGCUCCACAAAAGUUAUAAGUGACGGUGUCUCAGCUCUGCAGUUAACUAGUGGGAAGCUGGAGAAGAGUUUCUCUGAUUCAGCCAAGGAGCCCAGCAGUGCAGUGUCUACUAUCGAUAUGCCUCCUCCUCUACCCUUGCCAAAGCCUGGCGAGCUCAUGGAUAUCUAUGUCUCAGUGGCCUGCCAUCCAGGUCACUUCAUUGUCCAGCCUUGGAAUGAGCUAAACAAUCUGUAUGCCCUAAUGGAAGAAAUGAUCUUGUACUACAGCAGGGCAGAAGAGAAACCUGUGAAUAUUGAAAAAAACAAGCUGUAUGCAGCUAAAAUUGGAGAUGAGUGGUACAGGGUCACAGUAAAAGGAAUUCUUAGGAACGGUUUUCUGUCAGUGUAUGAGCUGGACUAUGGCAAACAUGAGUUUGUCAGCAUUCGGAAAGUACAGCCACUCACGGAUGCAUUUAGAAGACUGCCUUUCCAAGCUAUAACAGCUCAGCUUGCAGGAGUGAAAAACCAGCAGUGGUCAGAAGAGGCAUCAAUAGUGUUUCGGAAUCUUGUAGAGAAGAAACCCUUUGUGGCACAGAUACAGGCAGUUAAUGAAAGCACUAACUCUUGGGAUCGAAAAAUAGUACUUCCACAUAUUGAUACAUGGAUUCAUGAUUUUGUGUCACAAAGUCUUGUGGAAUUUUCAAAGAGUGAUUAAUCACCACUUCUGAAACGUAGCAGCUUAGUGAUGAAAUAAGUAACAAGCUUUGAAGAGAAAUAUAACUACUACAUGGCCUUGAAGACAUAAUGGGGAUAAAACUGAAAUAUCUGUGUUUGUUUAACAAGUUUGGUUUCUGUUGACUUCAGUUGAUUUUUUGAAAAUUUUCAUGUUGUUUACCAUUGUAAUGCUAGAAUAUUUAGAUUAAAAUAUUUAAGAAGUUAUUUAUCAAUAAAACAAUGUUGAAUUUU